Corylus avellana is the source of this 2527-nucleotide messenger RNA. Its product is annotated as protein ENHANCED DISEASE RESISTANCE 2. The record is from RefSeq and is a predicted model, not a curated record. Lineage: Eukaryota; Viridiplantae; Streptophyta; Magnoliopsida; Fagales; Betulaceae. Gene Ontology annotation, molecular function: lipid binding.
GUUUCAUAUGUAAAUGUAUAUAUAGCCACCUUCUCUGUUGGCUCUUCUGGUGCAAGAACUCGCAAAGAAACAAGACGAUUUGUAAUGGGUUCAAGAUUUUGAACAAUCGGAACGUGGUCUCUGUGUCAUUCUCUCAAAUGGGUAGCACACAGACUGAUGGUAAAAUGGAAGGGUGGCUGUAUCUCGUUCGGCUCAACCGCUUCGGGUUGCAAUACUCGCGCAGAAGGUACUUUACUCUCAAAGACAAUUGCCUCCGGUGCUACAGAACGUUACCCACUUCUGAGACAGAGGAGCCAGUUAGAAGUGCAAUAAUUGACUGCUGCAUUCGGGUCACAGACAACGGAAGAGAAAGCAUUAAUAGAAAAGUAAUCUUCAUUUUCACUCUUUAUAACACUUCCAAUAACAGUGACCAACUAAAGUUGGGAGCAAGUAGUCCAGAAGAAUCAGCAAGAUGGAUACGUUCCUUGCAAGACGCUGCAUUAAAGGAGUUCCCGAAUCCAGCAAAGACUUUUGUGGAUUGUUCCAACAGCAAGUGGCCAUCUUUAAGACUGCGUGGUUCUAAGAGAGAUCGUAAAAGCUCUAUGGGCUGCACUCAUUGCUCUUCCAUGCACAUGGAGGCAAUGACAUCUGAUGUUAUUGCACCCUCACCAUGGAAAAUUUUUGGUUGUCAGAAUGGAUUGCGGCUUUUCAAAGAAGCAAAAUAUUGGGAUUCCCGUGGGAGGCAUUGGGAUGAUCAUCCUGCAAUAAUGGCAGUUGGUGUGCUUGAUGGAACUUCAGAGGCCAUUUUCCGAACUCUUAUGUCUCUUGGUCCCUCAAGAUCGGAAUGGGACUUCUGUUUUUAUCGGGGAAGCGUGGUUGAGCACCUUGAUGGUCACACAGAUAUUAUUCAGAAGCUGUUAUACAGUGAUUGGCUACCUUGGGGGAUGAGGCGAAGAGAUUUACUGCUGCGGCGUUAUUGGAGAAGGGAAGAUGAUGGCACAUAUGUAAUUUUGUAUCAUUCCGUGUUUCACAAGAAGUGUCAACCACAAAGAGGCUACGUUCGUGCUUGUCUUAAAAGUGGAGGAUAUGUGAUAUCUCCUGUCAACCAAGGGAAACAGUCUCUUGUAAAACACAUGCUUGCAAUUGAUUGGAAGUUCUGGAAAUUGUAUCUGCGUCCAUCAUCUGCAAGAUCCAUAACUAUCCGUAUGCUUGAGAGAGUUGCUGCGUUAAGGGAGCUGUUCAAGGCCAAAGCAGGAAAUCAUUCCUCUGAAUUCUCAUCUGGAGAAUUAACAAGAGAUAUUGAAUUUCCCUAUAGUGAAAAGAAUGAUAUUAAGACUGAAGUUCAGCGCCCAGUAGAAAAUAGGAAGAUUGAGGAGGUCGUUUCGAUAGAAGAUCAGAUGGAAAUACCACCCUCUGGCCGUCCAAGUUUGAUGGGACUGAAUGAUGCCGCUGAUGAGUUCUUUGAUGUUUCUGAACCAGCAGAGUAUGACCAUUUGGAGAAUGAGUGGCCUUGCAACUUCAGUGAAGAAGAGCACUCUCCUAAUAAAUAUCAGCCUAAACUCUCAUCAGCUGCUAGUUUUGUGAAAAAAUUGCAUGAUCUUGCAGUUCAGAAGAAGGGGUACAUGGACUUACAAGAUUUGGCCAGGGAAAACAGCUUGUCAUGCUCUUAUGGAGCCACUCUUCAGAAAGACCCAAGCUGUACUUUACCUUGCAGUUGGGCAACAGCUGAUCCUUCUUCUUUUUUAGUACGUGGAGAAAACUAUUUACAAGACCGUCAAAAGAUUAAGGCAACAAGCACCUUGAUGCAAAUGGUUGGUGCGGAUUGGCUAAGAUCUGAGAGUCGAGUAGAUGAUCUUGGUGGUCGCCCCGAUAGUAUUGUUCAGAAAUAUGCGGAACGAGGUGGACCAGAAUUCUUCUUCAUUGUUAGCAUACAGGUCCCUGGUACGACCACAUACACUUUGGCGCUAUAUUACAUGAUGAAAACUCCACUGGAAGAUAAUCCGUUGCUACACUCUUUUGUCAACGGAGAUGAUGCUUUUAGGAAUUCAAGAUUUAAACUCAUACCUUAUAUUUCUAAGGGAUCAUGGAUAGUUAAGCAGAGUGUUGGAAAGAAAGCAUGCUUGGUGGGUCAAGCACUUGAAGUACAUUAUUUUCGUGGGAAAAACUAUUUGGAGCUUGCAAUCGACGUCGGAUCUUCAACGGUGGCAAGGGGGGUGGUUAGUCUUGUUCUUGGAUACCUGAACAAAUUGGUCAUAGAAAUGGCAUUUUUGAUACAGGGCAACACAGAAGAGGAGCUCCCAGAAAUCCUUCUUGGAACAUGUCGAAUUAAUCAUCUGGAUGCAUCCAAAUCGGCCUUGUUAAAACCCUGAUUUUCACCUAGAAAAUCUCAUAUAUCCCCUUGCAGCGGAGGUGCUGUUUUUUUGACAUGUCAAGAGAGGUGUUCCAUGUCUUGGAAUUAACUUAUGAUUCAAUACAAUUUGUAGAGCACUGCUUCAUUAAUUGUGCUUCAGUCGACAAUAUAUUCUUUGCUUGUAGCGUAUUAACACCA